CCGGUCCGGAUCGAGGGAUCGAGUGAGUCAGCCGGUGCCGGUGCUGCAACGCAGUUAAACAUAACAGGAAAACAAGUUUCAGUGGGUGGCGUACAGUACCUGGCUCAGUUUUAAAUACAAAGUAAUCUGUAUCGGUCGCUUGAGAAACAGUUUACGACAAAAGAUGGCAAAUUUCUUUUCAAAUCUUUAUGCCAAGAUUUUCGGCAAAUCACCGAUUAGAAUUUUAAUUUUGGGUCUGAAUGCAGGUGUGGGCAAAACAACUGUUUUGUAUAGGCUGAAAGAUGGCACUACCAUUGACAGUACUCACACAGUUGGAUUCAACUUGGAAACCGUGGAGCGUAACAACAUCAGUUAUGAAAUAUGGGACAUUGGUGGUGGUGACAAAAUAACACCUUUGUGGAAUCAGUACUUUCAGAAUACCAAGGCAAUAAUAUUUGUAGUUGAUUCAACUGAUAAGGAGCGACUGGAUGUUGUGGAGCAGGAACUGCACAGACUGCUGACUGAAAAAGAGCUUGAACAUUGUCCAUUAUUGGUACUGGCCAACAAGCAGGACUUGCCAGACGCCAUUACUGUAGAUGAGCUGAAGAAAGCAUUGAAAUUGGAUCAAUGGAAAAACCGGACUAUCCACGUACAAUCUGCCGUUGCAAAUCAGGGGACUGGAGUGUCUGAGGGUUUUGAUUGGCUUUGCAAUGAACUCGCAAAAGCGGAAAAGUAGAUCUUAAGUUUUUUAAUUAUGUUUAUCUGAAUCAUGCCCUUAGCUUGGUAGAACAACCAUCAUUGUACAAUGGCAAUUGGCAAUGUUAUCAAAAAUAAUUGCAAUAUAAAUGUAAUGUCCCAAAAGAUGAGGUACAGUUGACAUCAAAGAUCUGUUUUUUCGCCUUAUUACAAAGGAGUGAGAUGCAAAGUCGAAACAUAUCUUUGACAUAGAGUGAACCAUUAUCCACAAAGUUAACCCUUUGAACGCCACGCCUAUCGUGAGCGGCGCGUCAUCGUGAACCUACAAUUUGUAAAUCUUAUUGCAAAGGCAAGGUACACAAGAGGGCCUACCGCGAAAACUGAAAGUCGCAAAUUGCGGGAAUGUUUCUCUUUUACUCCAAUAAAAAGCGUAAUUAGAGUGACAGCUCCGAUUUUUGCGGUUAUAGCCCUGUAACCGAUUGAAAGUGUUACUGUUAGUAAAUAAUACUGUUUUACCUAUAUUUAUAUGUAUUUUAUUCUAAAACAGGAAACAACAAAAUAACAGAAUUAAAUAACUAAUAUAAAACUAAAAACAUAAAUCUAAAAAUGAAUAAAAGUAAUCUUAAAAUAAACUACCAAUAUUAUGUAUUUAUUUACGUGUAAGCGGUAAUAAUCAGCACUUAUUUUUUAUUCCUGUCUAAAUUGUAUUAUUAAGUCAAUUGAGUGACUGAAUACCAGCAUAAAAUGCUGACAGCUGACUGUUGAAUUUGCAGACUGAGUGAGUCAGACUUGUAGUCAUGUAAGCACAGCUAACUUUUUAUGUUCAUAUUUAUUAAGCUUUUCAAAUAUUUUAAUGUUUUCUUUAUUAAAACUAUUGGCUAACA
Molecule: messenger RNA, 1559 nt
Organism: Cydia pomonella (codling moth)
Lineage: Eukaryota; Metazoa; Arthropoda; Insecta; Lepidoptera; Tortricidae
Product: ADP-ribosylation factor 4-like
Exons: 4
Coding region: 164-715 (183 amino acids)
Biological process (GO): intracellular protein transport; vesicle-mediated transport
Cellular component (GO): cytoplasm
Molecular function (GO): GTPase activity; GTP binding
Source: RefSeq, a predicted model, not a curated record